This is a messenger RNA of Parnassius mnemosyne (clouded apollo), 1746 nucleotides long. NCBI's taxonomy places the organism in Eukaryota, Metazoa, Arthropoda, Insecta, Lepidoptera, Papilionidae. The record is from the annotation of a GenBank genome assembly.
AUGAGGACAGUAAUUUUACUGCCAUUUUUAAUAUUUUUUUGUGGGGGUAAUGUAAUAAAACACAACGAAGAAAAGGAUCUAGAUUGGUGGGAAACGGAAAUUUUCUAUCAAAUAUACCCACGUUCUUUUUUUGACAGUGAUGGGGAUGGCAUUGGUGAUCUAAACGGUGUAACCUCAAAAUUAGAAUAUGUGAAAGAGAUUGGUGCUGGGGCAAUAUGGCUCUCACCAAUGUUUCAAUCACCUAUGUACGAUUUUGGAUACGAUAUUUCUGAUUUUUACUCAGUUCAUGAUGAAUAUGGCACAAUGGAAGAUUUCGAUGCCUUACUUGAAAAAGCGAAAGAAUUAGAUAUUAAGAUAGUAUUAGACUUGGUACCAAACCAUACUUCCAAUGAAAGUGUGUGGUUUCAAGAAGCCCUCAAAGGCAAUGAAAAAUAUUACAACUAUUUCAUUUGGGAAGAUGGAAUAAUUGACGAGAAUGGAAAUUCGAAGCCCCCGAACAACUGGGUAAGUCAUUUCAGAGGAAGUGCUUGGGAAUAUAGAGAAGAAGUAGGUAAAUAUUAUCUGCAUCAAUUCGUCAUCGGACAGCCUGAUUUAAACUACCGCAAUCCAGACGUUGUUGAAGAAAUGAAGAAUAUUAUACGAUUCUGGCUGGACAAAGGUGUAGCAGGUUUCCGAGUUGAUGCAGUAAACUGUUUGUUUGAAGUCAAUAAAGAACUUUUUGGUGGAGUGUACCCCGACGAGCCGUUGUCAGGCAGAGUUGAUGUCGACCCAGGGUCACAUGACUAUCUGUCGCAUAUUUACACGAAAGAUCAAAAUGAAACUUAUUACAUGGUUUAUGAAUGGCGUGACGUAUUUGAUGAAUUCGCAGCAAAAGACGGACUUGCUAGGGUAAUGAUGACCGAAGUGUAUGCUACUGUUCAAAACGUUGUAAAAUACUUUGGUGAAGGCGAGAGGAAGGGAGCUCAAAUGCCAUUCAAUUUUGAUUUAAUAUCAGACGUAGAUGGAUCUUCAUCAGCCGCUGAUAUUAAGCGAGCUGUAGACAAAUUCUUGACUUAUAAGCCAGUAGAUAAAGUAGCUAACUGGGUGGUUGGCAAUCAUGACAACAGUCGCAUGGCAACCCGAUACGGUUCAUCAUUGGUUGAUGGAAUUAACAUGAUAGUUUUGUUGCUUCCUGGAGUUGGCGUAACUUAUAUGGGCGAGGAAAUUGGCAUGUUAGACGGAUACGUUAGCUGGGAAGAUACCGUGGAUCCGUCUGGAUGUAACACAAACGACCCUAUCAACUACAUGAAAAGCUCUAGAGAUCCGGAACGUACGCCAUUCCACUGGAAUGCAGAGAAAAAUGCUGGAUUCUCAACUGCCGACAAGACGUGGCUACCAGUAGCAGAAGGUUAUGAGACUUUGAAUGUGGAAGUUCAAAAAGCCGCUGCAAGAUCUCAUUUGAAGGUUUAUCAGGCGUUAGCCGAUCUCCGUCAAGAAAAAGUGUUUAGAUACGGGCGUUACGACUCUUUGGCCCUAAAUAAGGACGUAUUUGUUUUUAGAAGGUGGUAUAACGGGGAGACUUACCUGGUAGUUGUGAAUAUGAGGAACACUGAAUACGUCGUUGACUUGACAUACUUCGAAAACGUUUCCGGCAACGUUUCAUUUGUUAUCAGGAGCAUCCAGUCACCGAAAAAUGAGGGUGAUAUGUUCGAAGCGUCCGCUCUACCUGUUGCUGGAUACGAGGGCAUCGUUCUGAAGUUGCAAUGA